This is a messenger RNA of Chiloscyllium plagiosum (whitespotted bambooshark), 4618 nucleotides long. It is a transcript of the gene spmip4, whose product is annotated as sperm microtubule inner protein 4. Gene Ontology annotation, cellular component: centrosome. The record is from RefSeq and is a predicted model, not a curated record. NCBI's taxonomy places the organism in Eukaryota, Metazoa, Chordata, Chondrichthyes, Orectolobiformes, Hemiscylliidae.
AUUGUCAUGGAUUACCGUCAUAGCGCCACCAGCCAAUGCGGCCAGGCCUGCCCUCGGCCCCCUGUUUGUUUGCUGCAAGGAGCCAGCGGCCGCCUGCUGUCCUUUACACUUAAGGAAGACUUGUUCUCUCCUCCCUCCUUCCCCUCCCGAUUUCCGCCAUGGAGGUUGAUCAGCUGUCCGCUGGCGAUCCUUUUCAGCAUUACCGCCAAACUGAAGGGCAUAGCAUCCUGCGCCCGACCUUCCAGUCCAGCGAGCAGAUCACUCCCGCGCAGUUCGACCGCCCCACUGUAUCGGCCGCCAGGUAUGAUCAAUAUUUGGAAACUGCUCCAAAGGUUCCUCGAACCCCUUGGGGCGUUGAGAGAGAAUAUGGAGGUGCUGGAAUCAUGAAUCUACCUGAUACUUUCAGAGCAAGGAUUGAGCCUCCCGUUUUAAUGGGAAAGGGACACAGACAUUUUGGCUUUGGUGGAUACGUUCUUCCAAGUGAUGUUGUUAUCGAUCAAUAUUACGAUCUCACCCAAUUGAAGAAGAGUCAGCUUCGCGCCACUGACCAGCUAAUUCCAUCUUCUGCAGAGCUUGCGCUAAAUCAGAAGCAGAUACGAGCGCCAUUUCCAACUGAACACCCAUACUUUUCCCACAUUUCCAAGUUUGCAGUAUUCCCGGACUUCAUCUCAGCAAGCGAUCCACAUACUGGGACACGAGCUGGACAGUUGCUGCCCAUUAAUCCUGAUAUGCCUGCAAAAAGUUAUGAUGUGAUUGUGGCUAAGAAAAUUAAAGGAUUUCCAUAUAGAUUUGAAACCCAGGAAAUACCCAUCACACCGAAAGGUUUAGCCUGGCCAGGACAAGAAGGUUUUACUCAGCAUCCUAAAACAGAAAAAGAUCGUAAAACACCAAUCUAUCCAACUCCGCCGAAGCUUAUUGCCCCCAACAAGUCAGAGCCAAUCUUAGAGCAUGCUGUUUCUGAGAGAACUGCUACAAUCUUGAAAAAUAUAGACAAAUCACACUGGCUGUCCUCCUACAAGAGGGACUUCACAGGCAGUGGACCAAUGAAUCCCCUUCAGUUAGAUGAUUACCAUGAGAAAGCAAUAGCACAAGUGACAGGAAAAUACACCUAUUUCUCAGAGCUGAAAGAACAGUCUCAUCCAGCCUUUUUGCCAAAUCCACCGUUGCGGCCCAUGAAGAAAAAGGAAAGCAGUAAGGUUUCCACAGAUGAUGCCAUUGGUUAUCAAUCUCCAAGUGUACCAGUGCACGAAGCCAAGUCACCAACGCCCAUAUGUGAAACUGAUUCAAAACCAGUUGAUGAGGUAAAAAUAUGUAGGGAAGAGAAACCAAUUUCUUGGCAAAAUAGGCGUUGCCAAACAGCUAUAUCCAGUGCUUCCUGCCCUGAGUAUGACAUCCGUUUGUUAAGAUACAAAGUUCAGCAAAUGAAAAAUUCCGAAAAACCCUCAGCAUUUAACCAACAUCAGAAAGAAAGGGUGAUGGAUUGUUGGGCAACUCCGGUUAUCAAUAUGGACCAAGCUUGCAAAAUAACAGAUUCUGAGAAUGCUCAGCCCCUUUGGAAGAGACGAAAGUCAGUCCAACAUGACAUUAGCUAUGUAGAUUUACCACAGAGUAAGUUAGCCGGUUUUACAACAAAACAGAACCAGAUAUCUCUGAGCAAACCACCUUCACCAAAUAGGGUUGAGAUUAAAGAUCCUGAAUGUGGUAGAGAAUUCAAUUUUGCAUCUGGCGAUAUGCAGCCCAUACAUACAUCAUAUGCUUCAGAGAAUAAGGAAAUGCCACAGCUGGAAAGGUGUAAUAUGUUGAUCUGUGACAACCCUAGGCUUCAAGUCUCGCAGCUAAAAUUUCCCUAUGCAUUCAAUAAAACAGAAAUACAUAAGCGAUUACAUGAGGAAGCUCCUGAAAAAACACUGGAUUAUCGAGAUAACAUCUACUCAGGGAGGAGACACACUUUCUUUGGAUUAAAUUCUUCUUAUUUCCAUAAUGGAACUUUAUAAAUACCCAUGGCUUUUCUGAACCUCUGAUAAUAUUAAAGGUAAUAAUGAUUUGCCUUUUAAGUUACUGUAGUUUAAUGUCUGAACUUUGUGGAAUUUUGGUACACAAAUUGCAUUGGAUCAAAUAGAAAAUUAAUCUUCACUGAAUGAUUCUGCAUUAACUCUUCAUUCUCAGUGGUUUCAAUCUUUUUUCUCAUCCCACUUUGCUUUCCCUCCCCUGAAUUCACUGGCUUCCUUUAGUUCUGAAACCUGUUCCUCUAUUUAUACUUCCCUGAUUAUCUCCAUACAACCACAGCCUUGCAGUCUCCUGUGGCCUAUCUGCUCCCUUGGUCUCUGUCAAAAUCAAGGCCACUUACAAUGAAUUUCCUUGUAUUUCUGAAGAUUCACAUCUUCACAACAUCAUUUCCUUCUAUGUCUGUCCUGAAAUAACUUACAACUAAAUUUUCUAAAAACCAACUUCCUAGUGUUUAGCGCUGCAUUUGCCAUUAUUCCUCCAGGGAUUUGCCAUUAUUCCUCCAGGGAUUGCUUACGUAUUUGUCCAUCCCAUUCUGAUGUCAUUGUCCCUAUUAAUAAUAUGACUCUCUUUCACCUUCAGUCCAUCAACCUCAAGGGGCAGAGAUUUGAGUGGAGGAAACAUGCAUGUUUUAGCUUCUUUCCUUUGGUAAAGCCAUCCAGUAUUCCAGAAUCAUCUGGUCUUGCAAAAACAACCCUUUCUUCACUAAUGCCUGCCUGCUUAUCCUGAUAUUUCCUGCCCCCUCAAUUGUCACAGCUAACAAUAACCAGGAGGAAGUUGUGAACUACUUUAUCAAAGAGUGAGGCCAUCAUUCAGCUAUCUCUGCUGUUUCACCUUUUCGCCUUGCCCUCACGAUAAGAGUUCCCUCUCAACGUCCCUCCUGCCCCCAUUUUAAAUACACAUUCCUCAAUAUUUUCCCCCUUCUGAUGAUCUCUUUGUACUUACCUUGACCACAUGGCACACCACUUACUAUGCUGUCAAAUAGAACUGAACAUUGUGCAAUCAUGAGUUAUAAUAGAGGGAAAGUCGCUGAUGAAGCAGUUGCUAGGACAGGAGACACUGCCCUGGAAAAUUAAUACAGUAGUAUCUUGUGACUCAAAUAAGUAUUUCUCAUAACAAGAACCAUCUUCCUUUGUGGCAGACAUGACUCCAAUCAGUGGAGAGUUUCCCCUGCUCAACAAUUAUUUCAGUUUUGCUAGGGCUCCGUGAUGCCAUCCUAGGUCAAAUGCUGCUUUCCUGUCAAGGGCAGUCACUCUCAUCACGCCUCUGAAAUUCAACUCAAUUAUCCAUGUUUGGACAAGUGGUAUACUGAGGUCUAAAUCUGCUGGUGGAACCAAAGCUGAGCAUUAGUGAACAGGUUAUUAGUGAGUAAAUGUUGUUUAAUGGGCUGAUGAAAAUACUUUCCAACACUUUCAUCCUGACUGAGAGUAGAAUAUUAAAUGCUAAUUGGUUGGAUUGGAUUUGACCUAUUUUUGAAGAAAGAAAAUACAAUGAAAGGAAAUUUUCCAUCCUGUUGUGUAGAUGCCAGUGUUGUGGAUGUACUGGAACAGCUAGGAACACAGAAACAGGAGGAGGACAUUAACCCCUCAAUUCUGUUUCACCAUCCAAUAAGAUCAUGGCUGAUCUAUGGCCUAACUCCAUUUUCCUGUCUUUGGCUCAUAUCCCUUAAUACUUUGUUGAAAAAAAAAUUAUCUAUCUCAGAUUUAAAAUUAACAACUGAUCUAGAAGUUGGCUCGAGACACAGCUAUCUCUGGCGCAAAAGCCCUCAGAGUUACAUUUGGGCUAUUGUCACAGCCUGUAGUCUUUGUCAUAUCCAGUGCAAUUAACCUUUACUUGGAUUUGCAUGUAUUAAGUCAGGCUGAAUAAUGGCAUCUGUGAUGUUGGGAUCUUCAAGGGAAGACCAAGUUGGAGUAUUAAUUCAGCAAUUCUGGCCGAAGAUAUUUGCAAGUGCUUCAGCCUUGUCUUUUGCACACAGACUGAUCAAUGAGGAAGAGGAAGUUCUUGGAGCCAUCUAAUUAGUUGCUUCAGAUCCCUCAGUGUCUCAACCGCAUGUUUAAACUGCUUCAUAGUCUUGUACCUGCCUUUAUCCUGCUGGAGCCACCCAACAUCAAACAUUCCAUUUAUUUGGCCAUUUGUGUAUCACUCAUUCACUUCAACCCGCCAUUGAUAUAGUUGACAUUUUAGCCAUCUGUGUGCCACCCUCUGCAACUGGGCCUCUCCAUACAACCUUCCCUCAUUUCCUUCUUUGAGCUCCUCCUGAAAAGCUCACCACUUUCACCAUGCUUUUGUGCAUUCUCCCUAAAAUGUCCUGCUUCAUUUACGUCCAUUUCUAAUCAAAUCCUGUCUCUGUCGAGCCAUGAAGCCUUUUAGCAUCGUGUAAAAGUAAUAUUUUGUUCUGUUACAAUGAAAAUAACUUCUGGUGAUGUACUGUCAAUACUUCUACAGCCACAGAAUAACAAAUAACCACUGGGUGGAUUUUUUUCUUCAGUGCAAAGUUACACAUUUGUUUACAAUUGUAUAUGUUGUUUUGAUUUCAUGUAUGAAAAUAAGUGAGCAUCAUUGAUAUUUUGUAUGUAUUAGACAUAGAAAAAUAAUGAGUAAAGAGGAAUCUGAA